Purpureocillium takamizusanense is the source of this 1261-nucleotide messenger RNA. Its product is annotated as 4-hydroxy-2-oxoheptanedioate aldolase. Gene Ontology annotation, cellular component: cytoplasm. NCBI's taxonomy places the organism in Eukaryota, Fungi, Ascomycota, Sordariomycetes, Hypocreales, Ophiocordycipitaceae. The record is from RefSeq and is a predicted model, not a curated record. The transcript has 5 exons. Bases 263 to 1075 code for a protein of 270 amino acids. Gene Ontology annotation, molecular function: aldehyde-lyase activity.
CCCCCCUCCCCCCCCCCUCGCGCCUCUUAUAAAGGGUCUCCCCCCGGCCGUAGUCUACAGCGCGCGUGCGGGGGCAAUGAACGCCCUUCGGUAGACGACGUGUGUGAGUGAAUACGACGAAGCUCCUCUCAUCAACCGCGCCGACCGCUCCUCGAUCCGGGACACGAACCCUCCUCGCCGCCGACGCAUCUCGUGUAGUAGUAGUAGUAAACGCCAGCAGCAGCGCCAGACGCUUCAGCGACACCGCCUGACCAACUGAGCCAUGGCGAUGCGGGCGUCCAACCGCCUCAAGACGGCCUUCGCCCAGGGCCGCCAGUCCAUGGGCAUGUGGCAGAUGCUGCCGGGCGCCAACGUCUCGCGCCUCCUCGCCCGGUCGGGCGUCGACUGGGUCAUGGUCGACUGCGAGCACGGCAACAUGGACGAUAGCGCCAUGCACGAUGCCGUUCCGGCCAUAGCCGCGCUGGGCGUGUCGCCCUUGGUCCGGAUCCCGGACAUUCAGUCCUGGAUGGUGAAGCGCGCACUCGACUCGGGCGCACACGGCGUCCUGGUCCCGCUGUUGCGAUCCGUCGAGCAGGCCAAGGAGCUCGUCCAGGCCGCCAAGUUCCCGCCCAUGGGCCGCCGCGGCUUCGGCUCGCCCAUCGCCCCGGAGCGCUUCAGCCCCAUGCCCUCCUUCACCGAGUACCUGCAGCAGGCCAACGACGCCCUUCUGACCAUGGUCCAGAUCGAGACCCGCGAGGCGCUCGAUGUCGUCGAGGACAUUGCCGCCGUCGACGGCAUCGACGUGCUCUUCAUCGGGCCCUUUGACCUCGGCAACAGCAUCGGCUACCCGAUCCUCGACGGCGCCAUGGCCCCGCAGCUCAAGGACGCCAUCGCCCGCAUCCUCGGCGCGUGCCGCAAGUCGGGCAAGAAGUGCGGCAUGUACGCCACGAGCGGCGAGCAGGCCAAGGCCUUUGCGGACCAGGGCUUCGACAUGAUCUCCGUGGCGGCUGAUUACACGGCGCUCGAGUACGUGCUGAAGCAGCAGUUUGGCGCCUCGCAGGGCCAGUCCGCGACGUCCAAGACGGGCUCGUACUAGAGAGAGGGAGGCUGUUUGUGCCGUGACUCUUUAGGGUAUUCUGCUGCUGCAAGACGAAAUGCGAGGCCGCUGAAUAGUGGUCGGUUGGGCGGGCUAGCUCUCCUCGACCUGGUCCAUCUUGGCCUCGACCUGCUCAGGCGUGAACCUGUGCAUUAAUUUGACGGCCUUGCCAGCCGCUUCGACCUG